This is a messenger RNA of Trichomonas vaginalis G3, 750 nucleotides long. Its product is annotated as methylated histone binding. The coding region runs from base 1 to 750 and encodes 249 amino acids. The transcript has a single exon. The record is from RefSeq and is a predicted model, not a curated record. Lineage: Eukaryota; Parabasalia; Trichomonadida; Trichomonadidae. Gene Ontology annotation, cellular component: SAGA complex.
AUGAGCAAAGAUUUUGCUGCUUUGCUCGAAAGAGUUGAAAAGCUCCAAAAUUCUCGGGAUGUAGAUGACAAUAUUGAAAUCAUUAAUUUUCAACAAAUUGACCUCAAUUCGCCAAAAAAUUGUUUAAAUGAAUUAGAAAAAUACGCGAAUAGCACAUUUUUAAGCGAACAGACAAAAUUAUUAGAUAUUUUUCAGAAUGUUGACUCUGUUGUUGACGAUAAUGAACCAGUAUCUUUCGAAAUUCCAUCUUUACAAUUCUUAAAAGAGAGAUUUCAACGAUUUAUUUCAGACCUAUUACCUAUCAAGCAUCCACCUUAUCCACCACUUUGUGGUGCGAUUAAACACCAGAAAGAUAAAAUUAUUAAGUCAGAUACCUAUGCAUGCAUACCUUUAGGCGAAGAUUACAUCCUUGCAUAUGUAAUAGGAUACGAUAAAGAUACUAAAUGCUACCACUGCUGCGAUGCAGAUCCAGAAGGAGAUGAAGUUAACGUGAUUCAAGUUCCAUUUGAUCAGAUAAUACCUGUUCCUACAUCAUGUCCAUCUAAAAGAACUGUUUCUACAACUCACCAAUCUAAAUCAUCAGUUCUUGCGCUAUGGCUGAAUGAUAAUCAAACUUGGACAUCUGUUUUCUAUCCUGCGAAGGUUGCUGCAGCUCCAUCAACAUCACCAGGAAUAUACAAGCUUCAAUUUGAUGGAGAACAACCUUUAUAUGCACCUGUCCCUGAAAAAUUUGUAAUUGCAAUGCCAUAA